Molecule: messenger RNA, 8657 nt
Organism: Sapajus apella (tufted capuchin)
Lineage: Eukaryota; Metazoa; Chordata; Mammalia; Primates; Cebidae
Gene: ADNP
Product: activity dependent neuroprotector homeobox
Exons: 5
Coding region: 3083-6394 (1103 amino acids)
Biological process (GO): regulation of gene expression
Cellular component (GO): nucleus
Molecular function (GO): DNA binding
Source: RefSeq, a predicted model, not a curated record
AGUGACCUGUGAUCAUUCCUGGACAGCAGAGUGAGACUCUGUCUUUUUUUAAAAGAAAAGAAAAGAAAAGAAAUUGAAAGUCUAAUUUUUUAUUUGCAUUUCUCUCUGACAGAUUCUACCAGAAAUGAACCCCAGACUAUAAAACCUGUGGUGUCAUUUCAAACAUUAAAACCUCCCACACUUCUGUAGUUGAACCCGUAAUACACAUUCCAAUAAGGACCACUACUGUUUUCCUUUUGUCCAGAACUGACCAGCUGUCCAAUGAGGGACCUGCCUUCCUUGGGGAAGAGAUUUCUCAUUAAUAACAACAAGAAAAUUCAUUAGUGCUUGAUGUGCAGUUAGUUUUAAGCUAAGAUAAUAGAAAUGUAAUAUUCGCAGUUUUUUUGGAGUGAUUAGAAUUUAUUCUUCUUAACCUAAACUCAGAGUUAAGUUCUCAGUGUCAAGUAUGUGGAGCAGAAAUUAAGUAACCACCUUAGAGAACCUAAUACACAGUACUGCCUUCUCAGAUCUCACUAGAGUAGAUGUUUGCUCUUUAAAUCUUUUCAUUUGUUAUUCCCACAGUCAUUACAACACUGUCACUCUUAGAAUUUACUUAGAGUAUUUGAGCAGUGAAGACUCAUAGCAUUUGGAAGUAAUUUAGAAAAGAAUCUGGACUAUUUAGAUGCAUUUUUGUAGUAAAUCUGGUGCUCAAACACUGUAAAAUUAAACAUUUACAUCUGAAUCCAGCAUCCUAUUUUGCUUUGUAAAUGAGGCCAAAGAUGAAAUCCAGAUGUUUUUCCUUUGUAUUUGUAUUAUCACUGUAUGGAAUCUAAGUAUAUCUAAGGAAAACUAAACUUAAACUUACUUUGCUUAUUUCAUAUUAGUUUUUGUCUGUUUUCUGCAGUGUGUAAUUAGAUUAUCUUUGGUUCUUUGAAUCAAAUGCUUUGCCCCAACCCCUUUUUCCACGACAUUUUUCAGCUGUUUUCCCUUGAAAUACUGACUUAAAAUAUUUUUUUAAGCUAUUUUAUCACAAUUGCAGAAAUGUGUUGUAUGAAAGUUUUUUAAACAGGGCUAACUGAAGCCUUAGACGUUGAGCAGCUAUGUGUAACCACAGUUUAUAUUACUUGCAACGAAGUCAGAUUAUUUUCGGAUGUUAACUAUGGCUUAAAAGUAUGUUAACUUGAAAUGUAAAGAAACAGCAAAAGACAGGUGUAUUUACAAAUCACAUAUUAAGGAAACAGGCUUGGUUAAUUCUUCACCAUUGACAUCUAUUAUUUGCUAGUACAUUUAACCAAUCAUGAUACUUUAACCAACCUACUUUAAAAGGUUGGUUCAAAAAUGUUGAGGAAAUAAUGUAUUGGUUGGGUUUGACCUAAAUUUACAACAUAACCAUGUGCUGUCUUACACUACCCAGAUUGUGGGCGCACCAAAAGUUAUGUCCCUAGGACUACAAGGUGUGUUGUUUAAGGAUCUUGCAGACAGCCAAUGCCCCCAUUGGCAACAUCACUUCUCAUGCUGAAGUUUCACCAGUUGGGAGGCCUCAAGGCACCAAGAUUCCCAUUUUUUAAAUUCAGGUCAAAGAGAAGAGUCCAACACUGUGACUGGGAAGAAUGGCAAGUCACAGGGUAACGGCGAACCUUAAUAAAAUUCGACCCCUCUGCACCCAACACCCCACCAGGAAGGGCUCAGGCAGCCUAGGGGUUGUGUCUCAUCCCAAGUCGCUGUGUGAAGCACGAGGCCCUCACACCUCAUUUAAGGCAGGAGGCGUCAGGGGCGACCGGCCAGGUGUUCCGGCGCCUUGCCACCGCUUCUCAGGCGUGGAGGAAGCGCGGGCCUCCGAGCACGUGGAGCCGCCCCUGGCCGCCCUGCACACCCCUCCCGCCAGAUGUAGUCCAGGCCCAGCUGGGCCCGCGCAGGGAUCCCCAGCACGGCCACCUGACUGAGUGCUGGGCGUGCUGCGGCCCGCUGCUUCUGCCUCCGCCGCCGGCGCUGCGGCCAGAGGAAGGCGCCCGCCGAGCACACGGGCCCUGGGAGCGCACUGCGGCCAUUAUCCACGGCGCCUCCUAGUGGGUCAAUGGUAAAUCCGCCUGGUUCUCGCGAGAGCUCCCCCCCUCAGUGGGGAUUAUAUAAUUUCCCUCAGGCGGGGGUGGGGGUUCUGAGAGCACCCUCCCCCUGGAAAAGUUAGGUGCAAGCCCAGGUGGGACUAAGAGGGACCCCCCCUGGGGGAAAGGGGGUUAGGGGUGCUGUCCCCACUGCCCCCCCCACUUAGCUGGACAAUGAGUCCUCUUAUGCUAAUGAGGCACUUACGUCACUUCCUCUCUUUCUCGGCCGCCAUUUUGGCUAGGGCAGGUUCGGGGACUCGGUCCGAGGCGCUUGUAUUGUCUGCUGAGGGGAGACGCGGGAUCAGCCCCCCUCCCCCGCCUGUUGCCGCCGCCGCCUCCGCUGGCCCGGUCUCCCCUCCGCCGCCCGCCGGGAUCCAUGAGCUGAACUCCCGCCCCCCCAGCCGCCGCCAUCUUGUGCCCCCUCCCACUCCCGCAGGCAGCGCUAAGGGGGAUUUUGGCGUCUUCUCAGACACAGCUCCCUCUCUCGGUCCGCGCUGCUGAGGAGCGAGAGGAGCGCGGCCGCCGCCGCCCGCGCCGGUGAAGCCGCCUCUCCCACACCCUCCGUCUCCUCCCUCCGCCCCUCCUUUGUCUGCACCGCUCGACGACGCCGCCGCCGCCGCCCGCCGCUCUGCUGCGCCCGCCGCGCCCCCCGGCAGCACCCGCGGCCGCGGCGCGAGCCGGAGCCCGCCGAGCCGGAGCGCGACGAGGCCCCGGGCGCGCCCUCCCCGCUGCCGCCACCGCCGUGCCGCCGCCAUCCGCCCGCCGCCGCCGUCCGGCCCCCGAGCACGCCGGCCCCGCGCGCGCCUUGAGGCCGAGUCAAGGUGUGAGAUGCACAAUGCGAAACCUAGGCCCCAGCUUUUACACCAUGAUGCGCAGGGUUGUACUUUUUGUACUGAACUGAUAGGUGGCCUAGUGGUUAUGCCCUGUACUACCAUUUUGAGGAUCUGGACUCCGUUUCCUGCCUUGCUCUUUGGACCACAUUGUCAAUUCACACCGAAACUAUGUUCCAACUUCCUGUCAACAAUCUUGGCAGUUUAAGAAAAGCCCGGAAAACUGUGAAAAAAAUACUUAGUGACAUUGGGUUGGAAUACUGUAAAGAACAUAUAGAAGAUUUUAAACAAUUUGAACCUAAUGACUUUUAUUUGAAAAACACUACAUGGGAGGAUGUAGGACUGUGGGACCCUUCACUUACGAAAAACCAGGACUAUCGGACAAAACCUUUCUGCUGCAGCGCUUGUCCAUUUUCCUCAAAAUUCUUCUCUGCCUACAAAAGUCAUUUCCGAAAUGUCCAUAGUGAAGACUUUGAAAAUAGGAUUCUCCUUAAUUGCCCCUACUGUACCUUCAAUGCAGACAAAAAGACUUUGGAAACACACAUUAAAAUAUUUCAUGCUCCAAACGCCAGCGCACCAAGUAGCAGCCUCAGCACUUUCAAAGAUAAAAACAAAAAUGAUGGCCUUAAACCUAAGCAGGCUGACAGUGUAGAGCAAGCUGUUUAUUACUGUAAGAAGUGCACUUACCGAGAUCCUCUUUACGAAAUAGUUAGGAAGCACAUUUACAGGGAACAUUUUCAGCACGUGGCAGCACCUUACAUAGCAAAGGCAGGAGAAAAAUCACUCAAUGGCGCAGUCCCCUUAGGCUCAAAUGCCCGAGAAGAGAGUAGUAUUCACUGCAAGCGAUGCCUUUUCAUGCCAAAGUCCUAUGAAGCUUUGGUACAGCAUGUCAUCGAAGACCACGAACGUAUUGGCUAUCAGGUCACUGCCAUGAUUGGGCACACAAAUGUAGUGGUCCCCCGAUCCAAACCCUUGAUGCUAAUUGCUCCCAAACCUCAAGACAAGAAGAGUAUGGGACUCCCACCAAGAAUUGGUUCCCUUGCUUCUGGAAAUGUCCGGUCUUUACCAUCACAGCAGAUGGUGAAUCGACUCUCAAUACCAAAGCCUAACUUAAAUUCUACAGGAGUCAACAUGAUGUCCAAUGUUCACCUACAGCAGAACAACUAUGGAGUCAAAUCUGUAGGUCAGGGUUACAGUGUUGGUCAGUCAAUGAGACUGGGUCUAGGGGGCAAUGCACCAGUUUCCAUUCCUCAACAAUCUCAGUCUGUAAAGCAGUUACUUCCAAGUGGAAAUGGAAGGUCUUAUGGGCUUGGGUCAGAGCAGAGGUCCCAGGCACCAGCAAGAUACUCCCUGCAGUCUGCCAAUGCCUCUUCUCUCUCGUCGGGCCAGUUAAAGUCUCCUUCCCUCUCCCAGUCGCAGGCAUCCAGAGUGUUAGGUCAGUCCAGCUCUAAACCUACUGCAGCUGCCACAGGCCCUCCCCCAGGUAACACUUCCUCAACUCAAAAGUGGAAAAUAUGUACAAUCUGUAAUGAGCUUUUUCCUGAAAAUGUCUAUAGUGUGCACUUCGAAAAAGAACAUAAAGCUGAGAAAGUCCCAGCAGUAGCCAACUACAUUAUGAAAAUACACAAUUUUACUAGCAAAUGCCUGUACUGUAAUCGCUAUUUGCCCACAGAUACCCUGCUCAACCAUAUGUUAAUUCAUGGUCUGUCUUGUCCAUAUUGCCGUUCAACUUUCAAUGAUGUGGAAAAGAUGGCCGCACACAUGCGGAUGGUUCACAUUGAUGAAGAGAUGGGACCUAAAACAGAUUCUACUUUGAGUUUUGAUUUGACAUUGCAGCAGGGCAGUCACACUAACAUCCAUCUCCUGGUAACCACGUACAACCUGAGAGAUGCCCCAGCUGAAUCUGUUGCUUACCAUGCCCAAAAUAACCCUCCCGUUCCUCCAAAGCCACAGCCAAAAGUUCAGGAAAAGGCAGAUAUCCCUGUUAAAAGUUCACCUCAAGCUGCAGUGCCCUAUAAAAAAGAUGUUGGGAAAACCCUUUGUCCUCUUUGCUUUUCAAUCCUAAAAGGACCCAUAUCAGAUGCACUUGCACAUCACCUACGAGAGAGGCACCAGGUUAUUCAGACGGUUCAUCCAGUUGAGAAAAAGCUCACCUACAAAUGUAUCCAUUGCCUUGGUGUGUAUACCAGCAACAUGACCGCCUCGACUAUCACUCUGCAUCUAGUUCACUGCAGGGGAGUUGGAAAGACCCAAAACGGCCAGGAUAAGACAAAUGCACCCUCUCGGCUUAAUCAGUCUCCCAGCCUGGCACCUGUGAAGCGCACUUACGAGCAAAUGGAAUUUCCCUUACUGAAAAAACGGAAGUUAGAUGACGAUAGUGAUUCACCCAGCUUCUUUGAGGAGAAGCCUGAAGAGCCUGUUGUUUUAGCUUUAGACCCCAAGGGUCAUGAAGAUGAUUCCUAUGAAGCCAGGAAAAGCUUUCUAACAAAGUAUUUUAACAAGCAACCCUAUCCCACCAGGAGAGAAAUUGAGAAGCUAGCAGCCAGUUUAUGGUUAUGGAAGAGUGACAUUGCUUCCCAUUUUAGUAACAAAAGGAAGAAGUGUGUCCGUGAUUGUGAAAAGUACAAGCCUGGCGUGUUGCUGGGGUUUAACAUGAAAGAAUUAAAUAAAGUCAAGCAUGAGAUGGAUUUUGAUGCUGAGUGGCUAUUUGAAAAUCAUGAUGAGAAGGAUUCCAGAGUCAAUGCUAGUAAGACUGCUGACAAAAAGCUCAACCUUGGGAAAGAAGAUGACAGUUCCUCAGACAGUUUUGAAAAUUUGGAAGAAGAAUCCAAUGAAAGUGGUAGCCCUUUUGAACCUGUUUUUGAAGUUGAGCCUAAAAUCCCUAAUGAUAACCCAGAGGAACAUGUACUGAAGGUAAUUCCUGAGGAUGCUUUAGAAUCUGAGGAGAAGCUAGACCAAAAAGAGGAGGAUGGUUCAAAAUACGAAACUCUUCAUUUGACUGAGGAACCAACCAAACUAAUGCACAACGCUUCUGAUAGUGAGGUUGACCAAGACGAUGUUGUUGAGUGGAAAGAUGGUGCUUCUCCAUCUGAGAGUGGGCCUGGGUCCCAACAAGUGUCAGACUUUGAGGACAAUACCUGCGAAAUGAAACCAGGAACCUGGUCUGAUGAGUCUUCCCAAAGUGAAGAUGCAAGGAGCAGUAAGCCAGCUGCUAAAAAAAAGGCUACCAUGCAAGGUGACAGAGAGCAGUUGAAAUGGAAGAAUAGUUCCUAUGGAAAAGUUGAAGGGUUUUGGUCCAAGGACCAGUCACAGUGGAAGAAUGCAUCUGAGAAUGAUGAGCGCUUAUCUAACCCCCAGAUUGAGUGGCAGAAUAGCACAAUUGACAGUGAGGAUGGGGAACAGUUUGACAACAUGACUGAUGGAGUAGCUGAGCCGAUGCAUGGCAGCUUAGCUGGAGUUAAACUGAGCAGCCAACAGGCCUGAGUGCCAGGUUCCCUGGCGUCGGUGACAUGCUGCAGCCUAGAACUCUAAUCUCCAUUCAGUGUGAUUGCAAAGCUGUCUUCUAACUGGUACUGCCUUGUGAGUACUGGUUGGACUGUGGGACAUGUGGCCGCUGAGUUCCAGUGGUUAUUUCUAAGUCUAUGACACGAUAGGCUGAUCUUGCUUCAGAACCUUCUCUGACAGACACAGUAACUAAAUGUGAAAACCAAUAAGCUGGUGGCUCAUGAAUACACAUGAGGAAAAGCAGAGGUUUAUUUUAUCUGCCUUUUCAACAUUUCUUUCCCUCUGUAAAAUGAUUGGUCUGAUGUCUUUGAGAAGCGUUAACCUAAUUCACAUGGUAGUGUAGGGCCAACGUAAAAGCUACCAGUCUAAUGUGUAUAGUAGACUUUGGGAAAAGCGAUUUUUUUUCAUGUAUUCAUUCUGAAUAGUUGAAAUGUAUAUUUGUACAGUCUUUUAGACCUAUUCAAGUGAUGCUCAUGAUACUGUUACUGUGUGCCCAUCAUAGAUUUCUUUUUUUAGUGUUGACCUUGCUGUGUAAUAAACGCUGUAUCUAGUUUACCUAGCAAAAGCUCAAAACUGCGCUAGUAUGGACUUUUGGACAGACUUAGUUUUUGCACAUAACCUUGUACAAUCUUGCAACAGAGGCCAGCCACGUAAGAUAUAUAUCUGGACUCUCUUGUAUUAUAGGAUUUUUCUUGUUCUGAAUAUCCUUGACAUUUACAGCUGUCAAAAACAAAAACUGGUAUUUCAGAUGUUUUCUGAAAUCUUUUAAGCUAAAAUCACAUGCAAGAAUUGACUUUGCAGCUACUAAUUUUGACACCUUUUAGAUCUGUAUAAAAAGUGUGUUGUGUUGAAGCAGCAAACCAAUGAGUGCUGCAUUUUGGAUAUUUAGUUUUCUCUUUAGUUAACACCAUCCUGGUGUAUUCAUUUAUACCAUCUAAUAUAUGACACACUGUUGUAGUAUGUAUAAUUUUGUGAUCUUUAUUUCCCUUUGUAUUCAUUUUAAGCAUCUAAAUAAAUUGCUGUAUUGUGCUUAAUGUAAAUAUUUGCUUUAUUACACGACAGUCUUUUGUGUCCAUUUUAUCUUGUGCCAUUUAAUGCCAUAACUCUUCACAGAUGGCAGCCACAGUCACAGAGGAAACUUGUGGAAAACCAACAUCUGUCAUCUGCAUAAAGAAUACUUUCUCUUGAGGCACCUGGUACAGAAUGUGUUUUGUGGUUUUUUACCUUUUAACUGAAAAGUAAACAUCCUUGAGUUUUUCAGUUCACCCUUUGUUAAGGAGCAGAGCGUGCAUAUAUAUGUAAAUGUCUCAGUGACUUCUAAAAGGAUGUAAACGGAUUGACAUUAAUUCGAAAGCAGAAUUUUAAUAGCCUGGUGGGGUUUUCUUCUAGAUGAAGAUAAGUGUUCAUUUUCACCUUAACAAUGGGAACAAUUGUAGUGCAGGCAGCUCUGCCUCUUGCCACUCUUGGCCAUCUUGCUAUUAAGGGAAAGGCUUUGAAGAGUACACACUUAAAGGGCUGUCAAGAUGGAAGGAGCUGGUAUUUUUACUGUGCGUAGUUUCCCAUGAGCAACUUACACUAAAAAGUGGAACGUUACAGGGAAGCAGAAUUAGGCCAACAUUUCCAGCAGUUAGUUGAUGGGAUGCUCCAAUCCACAAGGAGGCUGGUCAGUCAUCUCUCAAGGAUACUGGCCUAAAGUCUGAAGUGGCUGAUGUCCAUAACUUCUGAGUCCCUUUCCAAAAGACUUGCUAAUGCUGUUGCCAGAGAGUAGAGAUUUGACCAGCCUCUCCCUAAAAUGUACAAGUGCAAGAAUAGACUAGAACCUUUCAGGGCAGGAGCGGAGCUAUGUUAAAUCUGUUAUACAGGUAGAUUAUAAAUUCUACAUGCACCAGCCAAAAUUUAGGACAGGAUGUCCCCACAGAUUACCAAAUCAGAAAUACCAGCUGAAUUUAGGCCAGCUCACAUUUGGAAAUUACCCUCCCUGAUUAACAAGUGGGAAAAGCUUAGCUUGAACUUCUGAGUUCUACGUGAAGGACUAGUGAGACUUGUACAGACAGCACAAGGCUCGGGGUCCAGGUCCCAGAUGGAUAUUGGAACAGAGACAGAUAAGUAUGUUUUCUUAUUAAGGUGGUGGGAGUAUGUUUUUUGGCAUUCAGAAAAGGGCUUAGGCACCCUAAGAGUUGGAAAUAAAGAUUCCCAGCUGGAAAUAUUGCAGAAUCCCUAAAAGUGUCUCAAUAAAAGCCAU